Messenger RNA from Hyaloperonospora brassicae, 621 nucleotides. NCBI's taxonomy places the organism in Eukaryota, Oomycota, Peronosporomycetes, Peronosporales, Peronosporaceae. The record is from the annotation of a GenBank genome assembly.
AUGGAGCCGCAAGCGCACACGGAGUCACUGGACGACGCGAGCGCGUUACUGGCAGCCCAUAUGAUCACUGCCACUAGUCCCGUGUGUGCGCAAGAUGCGGUCGCCUUCUGUCAAAAAGAGGCCAACGUGAUAGCUCUGCUCCGCGAAGCUCCAGACCUGGUCGAGCCCCGGAAGAUCAUUGACGCACUAAGCGCGGUGCGGCUCUGCAUGAGCGCUCAUGCGGACGUGUUGUCUGUUGACUGUGUGAACGCGCUAUCCACGGACGGUGAACUGAGAGCGUCUACGACGGCCGCAUCCGUGCAGUCCGCGCACCUGAAGGCGCUCAGGAACGACGGGGGAGACGAAGACUCUUCAAUGGAAAUUAAUAUCUACUACUCGAGACACCACAAUGAGGCUGGCUCUCCACUGCGCUCGGAUAACGCACUAGCUGCUCGCCACGUGCAGUCGAGCGAGUCGCUGUCGAGCCUGACAGGAGUGCUGGCUCACCCGGCAACAUGGGCAAUCGUCCUGCCCUUCUUUGCAGUUGGUGUGUACGUGAGUCUGAGCAAAGUGGCGACGUUUCUCCGUCGACGGCGGGAGGAACGCCGCAUCGAGAGCAAGCUGUACAUGCCAGUGAAUUGA